Molecule: messenger RNA, 1401 nt
Organism: Maudiozyma barnettii
Lineage: Eukaryota; Fungi; Ascomycota; Saccharomycetes; Saccharomycetales; Saccharomycetaceae
Gene: KAR5
Product: Kar5p
Exons: 1
Coding region: 1-1401 (466 amino acids)
Biological process (GO): nuclear membrane fusion involved in karyogamy; karyogamy involved in conjugation with cellular fusion
Cellular component (GO): endoplasmic reticulum membrane
Source: RefSeq, a predicted model, not a curated record
AUGUAUAUGCUCUCCCUUACAUGCCUGUCACUUUUAUCAUUGAAGAUAACACCAGUGACUAGUUUAACAUCUUCGGAAAUCGACAACCAUCAAAGAAUCGAUGUUAUUACAACUGAAUACCUUCAAAGAAAUUUUCCGUUUUUAACAAAAACAUGUAGCAAAGAGGCAGUUUCUAAGUUUAUCCCUUUAUGUAUUCAAGCCAAUGAAAUUAAUUCCAUUGAAGAAAGAAUCAAAGUUGAGACCGCCAUCAAGUUAUCAGUAUGUGAGUUUGAAAAUUCAGGACUUCAUGAUUGGAUCCCAAAAGGUUGCUUUUAUGGUCAGCCACAAGAAAUUGUAGAAUGUAUGACUGGACUAGAAGUUGGGGGUCAGUGGUGGACUACAUAUAGCGGUUACUAUCAAAAUUUAAACGAAAUUUGUUAUCAAUACUCUUUACCCUUUGAACAAGAAAGGUUGCUAGGUAUGUUUCUUAAUGUAACAGAUAUGGUUAAUGAUAUUAAUAUAUUUUGGUCUAAUGAAUUCGGAAAGAUGACAUAUAAGAGUGAUUUAACAAUUAACAAACAUGUUGAAGAUAUAUCUAAUUUUUUUAUUGUAUUAUUUAACGAUUUGAGGGAUCAGGACAGACAAUUUAAGGAAGAACUUUUAACGUCAAAUGAAAUUGUUAUAAAAAAUGUCAAUAAAAUGCACGAAGUACUAAGAGAUGAUGUCAGUAGUUUCAAUAAUGUUGUGAAUACAUCACUAGAAGAGGUAAACCAUUUAAUUAAAGGAGUUGUUACCCAAAUACAUAAAACUAAUAUUAGCAAAGAUAUUUCUCAACUCAAUGAGUUGAAAGACAACGCAAUUGAUUUGGUACUUGACCAAAACCAAUUCUUUGAGAAUUCAUUUGAAAUGUUUCGUUUUCAAUUAAGUUCUUUGUUAAAUGAUGUUGUUAUGGGUUUUACAAAUACUCAAGUGGAUACAUUAAAAUCGAUACAACAACGCCAAACGAUUAUAGAUAACACACUUAAUGACGAAUUGGCUACAACCCUGAGAAAAUUCGAAGAAACAACAAUCAAUGAGUGGGUAAAAUUUACUGAAACAAUCGAGGACGAUUUGAUUUUAUUGAAUAUUCAAUUUAUGGAUAAUAUUGAUGAAAUAGAUCAAAGACUGAACAUUACAAUCAAUUCUAUUGAUAAAAUGGAAGGAAAACUGAAUUACCUAACAAAUUAUCUUUCGAAUAUUACUAAUGUACUUUCUAUAAUAAUAAACCUUAUUAAGCAUGGUUGGUUUGUUUUAGUAAUCUUUAUACUAUCCAAAGUGGCCCGGCUACUACCCACUUCACUAGUACCACAGUGGAUAAUUAUGUCCCUUAAAAUAGUCUUCAUGAUAUAUUUCGGGAAGUUCAUAGGUCAACACUCUCUAUAA